Molecule: messenger RNA, 965 nt
Organism: Cololabis saira (Pacific saury)
Lineage: Eukaryota; Metazoa; Chordata; Actinopteri; Beloniformes; Belonidae
Gene: rnf181
Product: ring finger protein 181
Exons: 5
Coding region: 43-516 (157 amino acids)
Biological process (GO): protein ubiquitination
Cellular component (GO): cytoplasm
Molecular function (GO): ubiquitin protein ligase activity
Source: RefSeq, a predicted model, not a curated record
GUUAUUUGAUGCAACAAGGACACAAACGUCUGCAGGACCAGAAUGGCUUCCUACUUUGACGAACACGACUGUGAGCCGACCAACCCUGAGGAGCAGUAUCGUCAGAACGCUCUGCUGGAGCUGGCCAGGUCUUUAAUGCAGGGAUUGGACUUAUUUGACUCAGGAACCUUCGACAUGUCGGACUGGGACCAGCGGCUUCCUCCUCCCGCCGCCAAAACUGCUGUUCAAACGCUCACUAUAGUCGUCAUUUCUCCAGAGCAAGCAGACAAAGGUCUCAAAUGUCCCGUCUGUUUGCUGGAGUUCGAGGAACAAGAGACGGUGAGAGAAAUGCCGUGCAAACACCUUUUCCACGCCGGCUGCAUCCUGCCCUGGCUCGGCAAGACCAACUCGUGCCCGCUCUGCCGACUGGAAUUACCAACCGACAAUCCCGAGUACGAGGAGUUCAAGAAGGACAAGGAGAGGAAAAAACAGAGAGAGCACCGACUAGAAGAUUUACACGGAGCCAUGUACACAUGAUGCAGCAGCUUUCCACUUUGAGAGCAAUUUUAAAUACAGGAUCAGAACAAUUUAAAAGUAUAAAAAUACUCUAUUGUCCAAAAGGAUUUUUAGCACCAUAGCUGCACAAAAAAAGGAAAAGGCAUAAUAUUCAAGUAAAAUAAAAUGUUCAGAAAUGUGCCUCAGUGAAAAUAAUUUAAUUUAGUCUUAAUCUGAUUAUUAUAUUAGAUCAUCUUGAGUAAUGGGGGAGUUUCCUGUUCUGGUCUGGUGUGAUUUACAGCACAAGCAACAUCACUGAAUGUUUAAGGCACUUAUCACGUGCUAAAAUGAAGAAAAAUGUUGCUGACAGCAGCACUAUAUUAUAUCUAUAUUAUUUAAAUUUAAGCUGAAAGUACAACCAUUUAACCACUCGUCAAAUUAACGAGAAAUAUUUUAAAAAGUAGGAUUACUCAAAUACCUUUUUAAGAUGA